Molecule: messenger RNA, 1224 nt
Organism: Rotaria socialis
Lineage: Eukaryota; Metazoa; Rotifera; Eurotatoria; Philodinida; Philodinidae
Source: the annotation of a GenBank genome assembly
AUGUGGCAACUGCGUACGCGUCGACAUCGAAUCCGAUGGUUUGCCAUUGGUUUUAUUUUAAUUGUUUUGGUUUGGUGUUCAAUUUUAUAUCGAAGUUUAUCAAUAAAUUAUGAACAAGAUGCACCUCAUCCACAUUCUCCAUCUGUAACAACUGAAUCCCUAUUUUUAUAUGAAAUCGAUAAUCUUGAUACAUUCAUACGACAUACACCUGUUAAAUAUAAUUAUCAUAUUUUUUAUUAUCCAUGGUAUGGAACUCCAGAAUAUGAUGGUGGCCAAUAUUUGCAUUGGAAUCAUCGUCGAUUAGCUCAUUGGAAUCGUGAAAAAGCCGUACAUUACCCACAGCAUCGACAUCAGCCACCGGAUGAUAUUGGUAGUAAUUUUUAUCCAUUUCUUGGUCCAUAUAGUUCUCGUUCUCGUGUUAUUCUCGAUAAACAUAUGCGAAUGAUUCGCAUGAGUGGUGCAGGUACUCUAUCAAUAAGUUGGUAUCCACCAAGUAUGGCCGAUGAUGAAGGACGUCCAUCGGAUGAUAUUAUACCGCUUUUACUAAAUAAAGCUGGAAAAUAUCAAUUGAAAGUUUGCUUUCAUAUUGAACCAUAUCAAAAUCGAACAGUUGACAAUGUCAUACAUUGGACACAAUAUAUCCUUCGUCAAUAUGGCUCGCAUCAAGCAUUUUAUCGUUACAAUGGAAAAGGUGUUUUUUAUAUUUAUGAUUCUUAUCGAAUAUCUGCACAUGAAUGGCGUCAAAAACUUUUUUCUAAUGAAAAAAUGAAGCAAGAAGCUUUUUUUGUUGGUCUCAUUCUUAAAUCUAAUGAAUGUCAACCAUUAGCAUCAUCUGGCUUCGAUGCGGCUUAUUCAUAUUUCGCUGCGAAUGGGUUUACUGAAGCAUCAACUUCGCAACGAUGGACUUUCACGGUUGGCCAAUGUAAAUCCAUACCGUUUAUUCCAAGUGUUGGGCCUGGCUAUAUUGAUACAAAUGUUAGACCAUGGAAUGGCGGAACAACACGACCGAGACAAAAUGGAGAAUAUUAUAAAAAAAUGUUCAAUGAUCUACCAAAAGGUAACGAUAGAAUUGUAACAAUAACAUCAUUUAAUGAAUGGGGUGAAGGAACACAAAUCGAACCAGCUGUAGAAAGAAGCAUUUCAAAAAAUAUUACCUAUGAAAGUUACCAUCAAGGACCUUUUACAUAUAUUUAUCUUACGCGUGAACUCAUUUUUGCCACUUAA